Molecule: messenger RNA, 4122 nt
Organism: Tribolium castaneum (red flour beetle)
Lineage: Eukaryota; Metazoa; Arthropoda; Insecta; Coleoptera; Tenebrionidae
Product: transport and Golgi organization protein 1
Exons: 7
Coding region: 72-3902 (1276 amino acids)
Biological process (GO): vesicle cargo loading; endoplasmic reticulum to Golgi vesicle-mediated transport; protein secretion
Cellular component (GO): endoplasmic reticulum exit site; endoplasmic reticulum membrane
Molecular function (GO): protein binding
Source: RefSeq, a predicted model, not a curated record
AGGGAUAGAGGGCGCUUCACUUUUCAAAAGAGUGAUGUGGCUUUGCGAUCGACUUGUCAAAGUAUGACAAAAUGAAUAGAUUUAAGUUAUUAUUUUUUGUGAUAAUUAAAAUAAGCUUGUAUAGAGUAGAAGCCCAAAUAUCCGAUAAGAGAUUAUGCGUGGACGAAGAAUGUAAAGUCCCCAUUUCGCUUGCCAAGACUCUUUUGAGGUAUUCUAGUCCCGACUCGAGGAUCCUGUCGUUCGCCCCCAACGUCGACAUAACGAUUUACAGUAAAUCAGCUGGUUCUCGAGAAGACCUUUGGGGGGGCGAGAUUAAUGGCAAAAGGGGAUAUGUCCCCAAACAUAUGGUCCGAGAAACGAAAGUUCUUCAAAAGCCGACUCUUUUAGUCGACACCGAGUUCAGUAAUGAGACCGAUUCAAAAGAAGUGCCUUCACAAGUUGAACCAAACAAAGUUCAGGAACCUUACGAAGUUGUUGAUGGUACGACCAUUUACCUAAAUCCGCAAGAUGAUAUCAGUCCGUCGUCCACCGAGAGCCCAAUCCAAUCAACACUUGUACCAUCACAAGACGACUCUAGCAAAUUUAUUGGGAGGACCAUUUUGUCUAAUGAGCCUUUACAGCCAGAAGCUGGACAAAAGGAAUCUCCCAAAAACGAAGUGAACGUCGAAAGCACAAAUCAAGGAAAUAAUUUAAGCGAAUCUAUAGAAGAACAAGCCAAAAGUGAAGAAGUUUCAAAGGAGCAAAUAGAAAUACAAACGGAUCCAGUACCAAUUAGUGAAGAAAAUUUGUCACAGAAAGAAGCACCUUCAAGUGCAGAUGAAAACGAAGAGUCCGAAGAAGAUGAUGCCGAGAUCGACAUAGAUGACGAAAAUGAUGAUGAGGAUGAUGAAGAUGAAGAAAAUGUAUCAACUCCAGAAACUGUAGUUCCAGCUGAAAUUAAGGAAAACGUUUCUAGUGAAAAUGUAGAACAGAAGGAAGAAAUUCAAUUAGGAGCAGAAAGUGGGUCAAAGAUGCCAGAAUCUGAACCACCAGAAGUGGUGACAGAAUCAAAAACAGAAAUUGUAGAGCCUAAAACUAUUGUUGCAUCAAUUGAAGAGGAAAAACAUGAUUCUAAAGCGGAGGAAAACUUGGAAAGUCUAAAGGAAGAAACAGUUCCUAAUACUGAAGCCCCUACUUUGGCUCCAAACGAGCCUCUGGCACUCACUGAAGAAGAAAAAAAUGUUCCCGGAGCGGAAGAAAACCUUGAAAGUCCAAAGAAAGAAGUAAUUCCUCCUGGUAUUGAAGCCACCACUUUGAGUCCAGAAAUAGAAGUGCCUCAACCCUUUGAUGACAGUAUUGUUGAUGUAACUCCAAACCCUGUCGAACCGGUUCCAGAAGAGCCUAAAAUUUCAAUGGAUGGAAUCCCAACACUGCCACCGUUUGGACUUUUCGGAAGUCCAAAUCCAGAACCAGUCCAGAACGCAGAAGUAGCUCCAGAACCGGAAAAAACUGAUUUGGGAUUGAACACACCAUUGGAAGAAACGCAAAAAGAACUACAGUUCCAGAAACUUGAAGAAAUCCCAGUCCAAAAUAUUGAAGAGAAAAUUGAAGAAACUCAACCGCAGAAUAGCGAAGAGCCGAUUGAAGUAACACCCCAAAGUAUUGAAGAGAAAAUGCCCCAAAACAGUGAAGAGAAAAUUGAAGAAAUUCGGCCGCAGACUAGCGAAGAGACGAUUGAAGAAAUACCACAAAAUAGUGAAGAGAAAAUCGAUGAAGUGACGGAGAAUAGUCAAGUUGAAGAAAAUGACAAUCCUGGGUUUUUCUCGGGAAUAUUGGCUUUUAUGGGGUUGGGUUCGCAAGAAAACACGGAGGAGGAACGCAUAAUGGAACAAUUUAUUCCUUCCGAAGAACAUAUGCCAAGUGAUGAUGUAAUUUCCAAAGUGCGUGAAGAAUCGUUUUGUGAGUCUGGUUCUUGUCCGAAAAAUGAGCUAAGUGACGAUGCCAUGGAGGCGUUCGGUUUCGACUUGUUCAACUUCAACUCAAAUAUACUCCUCUAUUUGGUAACAACAGCGAUUUCUGUUAUUAUUUUCUUGUUUGGCUACAUUGCGCUUGAUAAGAGUAAACGAGAAGGCCCGCUCAUUGCUAAAAUUAAUAGUCUCGAGAAAGAAUUGUUGAUAAUAAUCAAAGAAAACCAGAUUUUACAAGAAAAGUUAUCGACUGAUUCCGGUUACGAAACCAAUGAUCGCGUACCAAGCGAAGUCGUUGAAAACUUGAAACAGGACCUUUUGGCCGUGACAAACGUCAAAAAUGCCCUCGAGGAACAGGUGCAGUCGCUGGAGAAGGAACUGGAAAAUUCGACCGAAGUCGGAAUGGAACUGAAUCGAAUGCUGACGGAAAUUUUAAGUUCCGAGGGCGGUAGCGAUGUCCUUAAGGCCAACGUUGAGAAUUUACAACGGCAACUUGUCGAGCAACAAGCCACCAUUAAUUCAGUUAACGAAACUUUAGCUGUUACGAAUACCGAGAAUCACGAACUUCGGUUGGAGCUGGAAUUGAGCAAUAAGAAAGUUUUAGAUUUACAAGCCGAGUUGGAUAAGUUAUUACUGAAUAUUCUCAAAAUCGAAGAAGAGAAGGACACUCAACAGAGUACGCUGGAAAAUGAAAUAGCCAACUACAGGCAGAAAUUCGAACAAGUUAGCAACAAACUCAAACUGAUGGAGAAUGACCACAGUCUGGAAAUAAAACAGUUGAGAAAUCAAUUAGACCAAACUGAGCGUAAACUAGAACUGAAAACAAAGGAAUACGACCAACUUAAAGACACUUUAAAGCAAGUCAAGUCUCUCAAAAACAACGAAUCGACGUUACGCGACCUACUUGAAGUGACUGACAUCAAGGCCGAACUGGAGGUCCUCAAGUCGGAGAAUGAACGGUUCAGCCAAAAGUUGCGACAGGAACAAGACCUGAAAUCAACCUUUGAGAAGAAGGCACAGAGCGCCGAAGACGAGCUCCGGGUCCUAAGAGAGAAAUACGACGAAACCGACAAGUUGCGCGUCGAGAGUCAGACCAAACUCGAGGUCUUGUCCAACUACUUCAAAGACAGGGAAGCACAAUGGCAGAAGGAAAUCAGCAAGCAUGAGGCGCUUUGGGCCGAGAAAGAAGGAGAAGCUUCCUCAACCAGCGAACGAAUUAAAUUCAUGCAGGAACAAUUACAGAAUUACAAGGCCCAGACCGAGUCACUUAAACAAGAAAUAAUGUCUCAAGAAAUUGAACUGAAGAGUCAAAUUUCGGUUUUGGAGAAGAAAGCGCACGAAAAUUGGGUGAGUGCCCGACAAGCUGAACGGAAGCUCGAAGAAGCGAAACAAGAGGCGGCACAACUGCGACAUAGACUAACGUUACAAGAACGAGAUAAAAGGUUGCAAUCGCCACUUGAGCAAAACGGGGACAUCCCCGAAUCCCCGGCCUCCCCUCCUCUUUUAUUUGGCACGCGUGACCACAUUACCAAAUCUCCUCCCCUUCCAGGGCUUCCUCCCUUCUUGCCGCCCCCUCCCGGAGUUCCCUUCAUGCCGCCGCCACUUCCGGGUGUCCCCCCUUUUAUCCCGCCCCCGCCACCUAACAUGUUUCCGGGUGAUCACCGCCCCCCUCCACUAGGAAGGAUGUCGUCCCCUCCACUAAAUUCCCGAUAUUCGCCGAGUAGUCGGGGAUAUUCGCCUUACGAUCGGAACAGUUCGUCGCCUUCCGAUUCCGAAUACGGUACUUCCCCUCCACAUCGCAGGUACAGUCCGUUCAGAGGGGAUGAUAGGCGGGAUUACAAAAGGCCUCCCCCGGGGAGGACCAAUGGGAGGAGUAUGAUGAAAGGUGGUAGUUCAGGGUCGGGACAUUCGAACGAAUCGUUAGAGAAGAUAAAUAGACAGCAGUCGAAAGUCUAGCGGUUCACCUGUUGUUUUUAUUAUUAGUUUUUGUGUUUGAAAUUUUCAGCGGUCCAAAUUUUUCGUCGCGUAGGUGAACUGAAGUGAAUAGUGCUUUGUAAUAAUCUCUGGUGUAAUACGUGACAAGAUUCUGUCUACUCUAACAUUUUUGAAUUUGUUUUUAAAAAGUAUGUAUAAACUUGUAUAAAGUACUGUUGUAUAAUAAAAUGUUUAUGGAAAA